Molecule: messenger RNA, 696 nt
Organism: Nezara viridula (southern green stink bug)
Lineage: Eukaryota; Metazoa; Arthropoda; Insecta; Hemiptera; Pentatomidae
Source: the annotation of a GenBank genome assembly
AACCGUCCUCCCCACUCCUUAUCGAUCCAGCUGGAACAGAAUCGGAACAAGUAUGGAACGAAUUGCCAACCGUUCCUCCCCACUCCUUAUUGAUCCAGCUGGAACAGACUUGGAACAGGUCUGGAACGAAUUGCCAACCGUUCCUCUCCACUCCUUAUCGAUUCAGCUGGAAAAGAAUUGGAACCGGUCUGGAACGAUUUGCCAACCAUUCCUCCCCACUCCUUAUCAAUCCAGCUGGAACAGAAUUGGAACUGGUCUGGAAUGAUUUGCCAACUGUUCCUCCGUUACUUAUCGAACCGGCGGUAUCGAUAAUUCUCAGUUGUUGGAACAGCUCCGUUCCGUUCCACAGUGAUAUUUAAGUUCCCAUUCCCGAUCCAGUUCCAUUGACCCAUCCCUAAUAUAACCUCAUUUGUUUGGUUACCUUUGUGUGUAACAUUUAAUUUUGUUUAUAUUUAUUGUCAAAUGUAUCUCUUUGCUGAUAAAAGUUUAUGAACAACGUUCAUUCCAUUCAUCAUAUAAAUUUCAUAAAAUCAUUUCAGUUAUUUUGAAAUAAUUUUUUCCAUUUGGUAUUUCUUUUUCAGAACUUAUGCCAGUUAUGACUUUUCAAUGUAUUUAUUUAUCUAUUUUAUAUAUUUAUUUAGAUAAUUUUAUAACUAACUCUUUUUUUUUUUCAGUUGUUUAAGUGCAUGAAAUUGU